AAAGCUUAAUAUAUCAUCAAGUUCAAUUAUAGGACGGAUAUAUGAUAUUGUUUAUGUUGUCUUGCUACAUAGAAUCAUUUGCAACCUUUGUUUGCCCUCCUAAAAAUGCUAUCCCAAAACGGCAUGCAUGGGACAACCAGUUGAUUAAGAUUUAAACGUCAAUAAAUCAUGUGGGUUGGUGUUGGUGGAGAGUUGGUUGUAGCUGUAGAUCAUAUCAUUCAGGUGUGGCUAAUUAAAUAUUGGAGAUAAUCUACCAACGUUUUAAAAUAAUAUAAAUUAUGCAGUAGAUUACAUUUUAUACAUUGGAAAUCUAAAAAGGCCAAUAUAAUAAUUGGAAAACAAUCCCCAAGUUGUGUAAAAUAAAUAUUUUUAAAAGACAAAAGGAAAAGAACUCGAAACCAAUUGGAUUCAUGAAAAUCUGGGUCUUUCUUAAUUAAGAGAACCCAUAUGUUUUCGUCAUUAUGUGGUGGAGGGGAAACAAAAGAAUUAUGGAAUCAAGAACGGAAACAAUUAUUGUAUUACAAGCAGAACGAGUGGUUCGGUCGGUGAAGUGAAGCCUUGUUUGAUGGUUUUGUUAAAUUCGAUUGGCGUCAAAUGAAAAGCUCGCGUAUGAUAAAAUGAAUGGAGGAUAGAUAAAGCCUAUCCACUUCUGCUGCUUCUGAUUGCUUAGCUCACUACCUGCCCCGCCUCUUUAAUUUCUCUUUCUUUCCCACAUAAAUUAUGUGUUCCAUACUCUCUCACGCUAGAUGCUUCAAUUUCUGGCAACUGUAAGCUCGACUAUUUCCACUCAUCACUUCUCACUUCUCACUUCUCUAAGGGAAGAGUUCUUUUGUUGGUUGUGUUCAUAAAAUAUAAGAUGGCUUUUCUUAUUUGUUAUUUUUAUUAGUGUCCGUUAUGGUGUAUGGCUACUUGUACACAGUCCCUUCUUGGGUUAAUCUUCCAUGGGCAUAUUAGUUUCUUUUGAUUUUAGUAGCUGAGUCGCAACUGCAUUCUCUCUGCAUCCUAAGCUGAAGCAUCUAGGUUUCAUGUCUUGUGUUUCAUUUUCUCAAAAUUAAAUGAACGUGAUGCAACAGUUUCUUUAUUUUCAUGAAAUAAUUUGGACCCUUGUGAUCAGAUGUAUCUGGAGGAAAAAAAAAAUCGAAAGAUCAAUAUGCUUCGAAGUUCAAAGUGUUCAUGCAGGAAUUUUAUUCCUCCAAAUCAUGUCUCAGAGCUUGAAUUUGGAGUUCUUAAGUAGUUUAUUAUUGUACUCAAAGCAUAGAUGAACUUUCGUGUGCUGGGAGUCCCUGCUAUAUACCUCAAGAUUUUCUUUCUUGAGGGAGAAUUCCGAAAUUUAUUGCAUAGUAUGACACUACAUAGCAAUGCAGAAUGCAGAUUGCAGAUCUGUUCAUUCUUUAUAGACUCUCUCAAGUCAAAUAAAAGAAUGGAUAUUGCCGCAUUUCGUUAGGGAUUGUGGGUUGCAGUUUGAAUUGCUUUUGACAUCUCCAAAUCUUGUAAAUCGCUAUCUGAAAUCAUGGAAAUUGCGGAAACAAAAUGUUUGUCUGGCUACGGCAAGCCUCCUUGGAUAUUUAAAGGCAGUGCCUUGUAUCAGCUUCAUCUUGUAAAAGCAGAAACAGCUCGAGCAUUCAUUCCAAAAGAAUUUAGAUUAGUUGAAGCUUUUGGGUAUAUGUUCAUUAUAAAUUUAUGGUACACUCUUGGUGGCUUUUUUCUUGCCAACUACGAGGAAAGUCCUGCUGGAGCAUUUGAUGAGCUAGUGGUGAUUGCGGGAAUCGUGUGGAACCCUCCAAUGUCUUGUGCAUGGGCAGCCAGAGUGCUUGUGAGCAGUGAUGAUGCUUGUGGUCAUGGACGAAAGGAAGUUGGGCUCCCAAGUCAAGUUGCCAAGUUUUCUAAGAGAAUAGCUGUGAUUCCUUUGCAGCAAAGGAGUAAAUCUAAUCACUUCCUCAACAUGAUUGGUUUGAGUACUGCACACUCUGAUAGCAUGGAUGUUCAGGUGACUGAAAUUAAUGGUCCUUCUGCGAUAAACAUUUGUAAUAUCAACCUUGCAACUGUUGUUCCUGGUUUGAAACUUGACAAGCGGAUGGGGCCAGCAAUCAAAAUGUCACUACCAAGUUUUAGUGGACGUACAAAGCAUAAUCCCAACCUUCUGAAGUAUUCAUGCAAUAUCGAGUGCAGGGUGCGAUCUGUGCAGCCAGCGAAGGUAUCCAGACUAUUUCCAGCAUCAAAGCAUGACACAGAAGAAUCUUUGGGCCACCACAAAUGCAAAUCUGGAGAUGCUAUUAAUGGAGAACUCCUAGAUUAUGGACAGAGCCUAAGCAUUUCUGUGAUGUUAUCAAAACCCAUAUUAGCUUUGCAGUUCAGUUGUCUGAAAAUGCAGGUUGAAGCCCCAAUUGCAGUUUCCCACUGCUCUAAAAGUUCCUGCAGAACUUCCUUGGGGGUUUCUUGACUAAGCACAUGCAAUAUUGCCUCCACUCCAAACACCCUUAAUCUUUUUUUUCCUCAAUGAGCCGUAGUGCAAUAAAAAUUUCACAAAAGCCCAAAUUGCAUCCA
Molecule: messenger RNA, 2544 nt
Organism: Hevea brasiliensis (rubber tree)
Lineage: Eukaryota; Viridiplantae; Streptophyta; Magnoliopsida; Malpighiales; Euphorbiaceae
Product: protein NEOXANTHIN-DEFICIENT 1
Exons: 10
Coding region: 1511-2440 (309 amino acids)
Source: RefSeq, a predicted model, not a curated record